AUGAGCCAGCAGUGGCCAGACGUCAGCGUCGAUGCCGAGAAAGCCGUUUUCUUCUCCCCAUCGAGCUCGUAUGACUCGGCAAAGAAGUUUGACAGCGUGACACGGGAAGACGGCGAAGCUGGCGCCACAGACGAGACAUCUCCUGCCGGCGUCCUUGGCCGGGUGUUGAGCAGAGCUAGCUCGAGGACGUCCCAUCCUAGCCCACCCCCCGACGGUGGCUGGAGAGCAUGGAAAACCCGUCCGGCUUCCCUCUCUUCUGACUCGAGAACAAGGGGCGUGAUCAAUUCGUUUGGCACAUUCCAGACAUACUACACGAACGCUCUGCAUCGCGCCCCGUCAGACAUCUCUUGGAUCGGGUCGUUCCAGAUUUUCCUCCUCUUCUUCAUCGGCACCUUCACCGGCCGGCUGACUGAUGCGGGCUAUUUUCGUUUGGUUGUGACGGUCGGCAUCGCACUGCUCGCACUCGGUGCCUUCACGACCGCGCAAGGGACGCAAUACUGGCACUUUUUUUUGUCACAGGGCGUGGCUACCGGGCUCGGCAACGGCUGCAUCUUCUGUCCCUGCCUGGCUGUGCUGAGCACGUACUUCAGCUCCAAGCGCGGGCUAGCCAUUGGCCUCGCCGCUUGUGGAAGCGCCACAGGCGGCCUUGUCUACCCCAGCAUCGUCCGCCAGCUGCUGCCGCGGCUGGGCUUCCCGUGGACCAUGCGGGUCAUUGGCUUCAUCCAGUUUGCCACCAUGGUGGCAGCCAGUCUCGGUAUCGUCCCGCGGCUGCCACCCCGUCGCGACGAUAAGAUUGUCGAGUGGGCUGCCUUCCGCGAGCUGCAGUAUACCUUUUAUGCGGCAGGCACUUUCUGUUGCUUAUGGGGGGUCUAUGUUGUCUACUUCUACGUCGCCUCGUUUAGCCGUGACGUGAUCGGCCUGAGCUACACAGCCUCGCUCGGCCUGCUCCUCGUCGUGAACGGUGUCGGCAUCAUCGGCCGGGUGCUUCCCAACUACAUUGCAGACCGCUACGGCGUCCUCAACUUGUUUCUCAUCGUCGGUGCCCUCUGCGGCAUCAUAGCCCUGUGCUGGACCGCGGUGGAUAGCCAGGGCGGCCUCUAUGCCUGGGCGGCUGUGUAUGGCAUCUUUGCCGGCGGCGUCCAGUCCUUGUUCCCGGCCGGCCUAACUAGCCUGACGACCGACCUGAGCAAGUCAGGCGUGCGCAUGGGCAUGGUUUUUACGAUCAACAGCUUUGCCACGCUGACGGGGUCGCCCAUUGCCGGGGCCAUCAUCUCGUCAAAGGGGGGGUCAUACACGGGCGCCCAGGUGUUCACGGGCGUGACGCUGCUCGUCGGAACCUGCUUCAUCUUUGCAGCGAAGAUGGUGCUGAGCAGGCAGCAUGAGAGCGGCUGGAUGGCAAAGGUGUGA
Molecule: messenger RNA, 1407 nt
Organism: Grosmannia clavigera kw1407
Lineage: Eukaryota; Fungi; Ascomycota; Sordariomycetes; Ophiostomatales; Ophiostomataceae
Product: major facilitator superfamily transporter monocarboxylate
Exons: 3
Coding region: 1-1407 (468 amino acids)
Biological process (GO): transmembrane transport
Cellular component (GO): fungal-type vacuole membrane
Molecular function (GO): transmembrane transporter activity
Source: RefSeq, a predicted model, not a curated record